Molecule: messenger RNA, 7961 nt
Organism: Xenopus tropicalis (tropical clawed frog)
Lineage: Eukaryota; Metazoa; Chordata; Amphibia; Anura; Pipidae
Gene: sbf2
Product: SET binding factor 2
Exons: 42
Coding region: 118-5814 (1898 amino acids)
Cellular component (GO): cytoplasm
Molecular function (GO): enzyme regulator activity
Source: RefSeq, a predicted model, not a curated record
UGGGAAUCUCCCCAGUGCGCCUGCGCGCCGCUCAGCUUUCCCUGCGCCCAAACAUGGCCGAGCUGCUGCGGCCAAGAUGCUGAGGUUUUCCGCUGGAAGGGAGGAAAGAGCGCAGCCAUGGCUAGGCUGGCCGACUACUUCAUUGUGGUGGGUUACGACCAUGAAAAGACUGGCUCUGAAGGAUUCGGCAAAAUAAUCCAGAGGUUUCCUAUGACAGAUUGGAGCGACACCCCCUUCCCCCAAGGAAUAGAACUGUUCUGUCAGCCCGGAGGAUGGCAGCUUUCUCGAGAGCGGAAACAGCCAACGUUCUUUGUUGUGGUUUUAACGGAUAUUGACUCGGAUCGACACUACUGCGCCUGCCUGACCUUCUACGAGGCUGAAAUCAACUUACAGGGAAGCAAGCGGGAGCACAGCGAAACGGAGGAGGAGGAUUCGGGACUGAUCCAGCCUGCCCAAGUGUUUGCUCCCAAGAGCCUGGUGUUGGUGUCGAGACUAGACUAUCCUGAGAUAUUCCGGGCGUGCCUCGGCUUGAUCUACACCGUGUACGUAGACAGCCUGAAUGUGUCCCUGGAGAACCUGGUGUCCAACCUGGUGACGUGCAUCGUGCCAUCUGCCGGCGGCUCGCAGAAACUGUUCUCAUUGGGCGCGGGGGACCGGCAGCUGAUCCAGACCCCACUCAUCGACAGCCUCCCCGUCACAGGAACCAGCGUGGCGCUCCUCUUCCAACAGUUAGGCAUCCAAAAUGUGCUGAGUCUCUUCUGUGCCGUAUUGACGGAAAACAAAGUUCUGUUCCACUCGUCCAGUUUCCAGCGCCUCAGCGAUGCCUGUCGGGCCCUGGAGGCUCUCAUCUACCCUCUGAAAUACAGUUAUCCAUACAUUCCAAUCUUACCUGCCCAGUUGCUGGAAGUGCUCAGCUCCCCCACUCCGUUCAUCAUUGGGGUCCAUUCUGUCUUCUGCUCAGAGAUUCACGACCUGUUAGACGUCAUUAUUGCCGACUUAGAUGGCGGAACCAUUAAAAUUCCAGAAUGUGUUCAUCUCUCCCAAAUCCCGGAACCACUGCUCCACCAGACACAAGCUGCUCUCUCUCACGUGCUGCACCCUGACUUGGAAGUUGCCGAUUAUGCGUUUGCUCCGUUGCGCACCUCUUUGCCGCACGUAAAGUUGCUGGAUAAAGAAGUGCGAGCUGUUUUUCUGAGGUUGUUUGCCCAAAUAUUCCAGGGAUACAGGUCCUGCCUCCAGCUCAUCAGGAUCCAUGCGGAACCCGUCAUCCACUUCCACAAGGCCGCUUUCCUGGGGCAGAGGGGUCUGAUCGAGAAUGAUUUCCUGACUAAAGUCCUGAACGGGAUGGCGUUCGCCGGCUUCGUGUCGGAGAGGGGCCCUCCGUACCGAUCGUGUGAUCUGUUCGAUGAGCUGGUAUCCUCUGAGGUCGAGCGAAUAAAAGACGAUGAGCAGAGCGAUACCCACAAGAUCCUGAAACACGUCCGGGAGCUCGCCGAACAGCUGUUUAAAAAUGAAAACCCAAACCCUCACAUGGCAUUCCAGAAGGUCCCUAAACCCACGGAGGGUUCGCAUCUCCGGGUCCACAUUCUACCCUUUCCCAAAAUGAACGACCUUAAAGUGCAGGACCUGAUCCAGGAAGGGCUCAAUAAGAACCAGAAUGCCAUCCUGUCGCCCCGGGCGGAAAAGAAAUGCGUUGUGCCAGCCGGGUCGCCCGUAGUAUCAAUAGUGGACAAGAACACCUCAGUAUUUAACAGCGCACGGAGGCUAGAAGUCGUCCGCAAUUGCAUCAUGCACAUAUUCGAAAAUAAAAUUUUGGAAACCGAAAAGACGCUGCCGGCGGCGCUGCGGGCGCUGAAAGGAAAAGCCGCCAGACAGUGUUUGACCGAAGAACUGGGCCUCCAUGUUCAGCAGAACCGCGCCGUGCUCAACCACCAGCAGUUUGACUACAUUGUGCGGAUGAUGAACUGCACAUUACAGGAUUGCUCCGGUUCUGAAGAAUAUACCAUCGCUGCUCAGCUGCUCCCCCUAGCGACGGCAUUCUGCCGGAAACUGUCGGCGGGAGUCAGUCAGUUCGCCUAUACCUGCGUCCAAGACCACGCGGUGUGGGCCAAUCAGCAGUUCUGGGAGACCACGUUUUACAAUGAUGUGCAGAACCAAGUGCGUUCCCUCUAUUUGACCACAAAAAACAGUAAUCAAGGAGCGUCUGAGCCCAAGGAAAAUGGGGUUGAAUCUGGAAACCCGGAGAGGACGGUUAUGGACCUGGCGGCGGAACAGUUGCGCCUGUGGCCAACGCUUGGCAAGGAGACCCAGCAGGAGCUGAUCCUGAGCGAGGAGAGCACCGUAUUCAGCCAAGCCAUCCAUUUUGCCAACCUCAUGGUGUACCUGCUGGUCCCGCUGGACACAAGCAAGAACAAACUGCUGCGCACCUCCGCCACCGGGGACUGGGAAAGCGGCAGUAACAGCAUUGUCACCAAUAGCAUUGCAGGGAGUGUUGCCGAGAGCUACGACACGGAAAGUGGAUUUGAGGACUCUGAGAACGACAUUGCGAAUACAGUGGUUCGCUUCAUCACCCGCUUCAUUGACAAAGUGUGCACUGAAAGCGGCGUAACGCAGGACCACAUCAAGAGCCUGCACUGCAUGAUCCCUGGGAUUGUGGCGAUGCACAUUGAAACCCUGGAGGCUGUGCACAGGGAAAGCAGAAGGCUCCCUCCUAUAAAGAAGCCCAAAAUCAUGCGGCCGGCCUUGCUGCCCGGGGAAGAGUUUGUGUGCGAAGCUUUGCGGGUGCUCCUGGACCCCGACGGACGAGAAGAAGCCACCGGGGGGAUGCUUGGAGGUCCUCACAUUCUACCAGCAGAGGGUGCACUGUUCCUCACAACUUACAGGAUCAUAUUCAAAGGCACGCCCCAUGAUCCACUAGUGGGAGAGCAGACGGUUAUACGCAGCGUUCCCAUUGCUUCCAUAACCCGAGAGAAGAAGAUAAACGUGCAGAACCAGCUUCAUCCGAACAUGCAGGAAGGACUGCAGAUCCGCUCCGCCACAUUCCAGUUAAUUAAAGUGGCGUUUGAUGAAGAGGUGAGCCCAGAAAUGGUGGAUUUGUUCAAAAAGCAGUUGAUGAAGUUCCGCUACCCGCUCUCCAUCUUUAGCGCCUUCGCUUUCGCCGCCGGCCAGACGGCUCCUCCCAUCAUCUUGCCGAAGCAGAAGGAGAAGAACACGUCCUUCCGAACAAUCUCAAAAACGAUCGUGAAAGGUGCCAAGCGGGCCGGAAAGAUGACUAUCGGGCGCCAGUAUGCUGCUAAGAAGAAGACUGGCACAAUAUUAGAGGAGCGAGGGAGCCGUUCUGGGGGCAACGAGGAUGAUGAUAUUUCAGUUUCAGAUGAUAACGAGCUGCCGAGCGGAACGUUAAAACCCUCCGAAAAAUCCACGAUGGAGCAGCUGGUGGAAAGGGCGUGCUUCCGAGACUAUCAGCGCCUCGCCCUGGGAACCAUUAGCAACAGCUCCACCCGCUUCAAGUCGGAGCACUUCCGGGUCACGGCUCUCAACAGAAUGUACUCGCUAUGCAGAAGUUACCCAGGUCUGUUGGUCGUCCCUCAGUCUGUGCAGGACAGCAGCUUGCAGAAGGUCGCCCGAUGUUACCGCCAUAACCGGCUGCCCAUCGUCUCUUGGAAAAACUCCAAAACCAACGCCAUGCUUCUCCGAGCUGGGGGCUUCCAUGGGAAGACGGUUGUCGGGCUCUUUAAAUCGCAAAACACACAUACAGCUGCACCGGCCUCUUCCUUAGAGUCUUCCAGCAGUAUUGAGCAGGAGAAGUACCUACAGGCCUUACUCAACGCUAUCUCUGUCCACUACAAGAUGAAUGGGAAUGGUACCCUCACCGUUAGACCAACACUCGCUCUGUCACCAGGCAGUGACCGAAAGGCGUCAAGAAUGUCCAGUGUGGUUAAACAUGUUGUCCCUAGCCACGUGGAUGGCAGUCUGUCCCAUAGCUUUGCACGCGGAGUCCUUGGGUAUAGGGAUAAGCUUUUCCCCCAUUCCAAUCCCAAAUCAGCUACUAUGGCACGAAUGGAGAAUCCAGGUGUAUGGGCAAGUCUACGCUCGAGCAAUCGCUUAAUCACCACCCAGACGCCUCUUAUUGACGUUGGUGCCCGGCUCGUGGGCAAGGACCCCCCGACUCCCUACACUGACCAUUCUGCCCUGCAAAGCCAGCUACUCAAGCGCCAAGCUGCCCUCUACAUAUUCGGCGAGAAAUCCCAGUUAAGGGGGUUUAAGUUUGACUUUGCUCUGAACUGCGAGUUUGUACCAGUGGAGUUCGGGGACCUCCGACAAGUGAAGGCGAGCUUUAAAAAGCUGAUGCGAGCUUGUGUCCCCAGUAGCAUCCCUACAGACUCUGAAUCCACGUUCCUGAAGGCUUUGGGAGAAUCGGAAUGGUUCCUGCAGAUUCACAGGAUAAUCCAGCUGUCCGUCAUCGUAUCAGAGCUCAUGGAAAGUGGCUCCUCCGUACUGAUUUGCUUAGAGGAUGGAUGGGAUAUCACUACCCAGGUUGUGUCUCUGGUACAAAUCCUGGGAGAUCCUUUCUACAGGACCCUCGACGGUUUCCGCAUGUUGAUUGAGAAGGAAUGGUUGUCGUUCGGCCAUAAGUUCAGCCAGCGCAGUAACCUGUCGCCCAGCAGCCAAGGCACCGGAUUUGUACCCAUUUUUCUGCAGUUUUUGGAUUGUGUCCAUCAGAUACACAAUCAGUACCCGACGGAGUUUGAGUUCAACCGAUACUAUCUGAAGUUCCUGGCAUACCAUCACGUCUCCAACCGCUUCAAGACCUUCCUGCUGGACUCGGACUACGAGAGGCUGGAGCACGGUACUCUGUUUGAGGACAAAGGUGAUAAACACUCAAGGAGAGGCGUUUGUAUCUGGGAGUACAUCGAGAGGAUACACAAGAAAAAAACCGUUUUCUUCAAUUACCUCUAUGCUCCAACAGAAUUAGAGGCAUUGAAGCCAAGUGCCAACAUCUCAACCCUGAGAAAGUGGGAAUAUUACAUGGAGGAAACGUUGGCUUCGGGGCCUUCCUAUGACUGGGUCGUAACCCCUUCCCGAUUCAACAUUUCCGACGAGGCCGACUCAGGGGAGGAGACUCAGCAGCAAGGGAAGAGGAAAGUGGUUUGGCCGUGUUACGAUGAUGUCCACAAAGUACAGCCUGACGCCAUCACUCACCUUAUGAACGAGAUCGAGAGGCUGGAGAGCAAGUUAAACCAGAGCUCGGAGAGGUGGCAGCUCCUGUGGGAGAGGGCUAAAGUCAGGCUCAAGGAGAACGCAAAGAAAGAGAUUAGUGACCCAUCGAGCCUUGUCUCGGCCAAUUUGCAGUCCUAUCAGAAGAGAUCAAUGGUGCAUCUCCCUGAUAGCGGGCUGGGAGACGAACAGAACCUCAACGCUUCGCCCUCCAACGGAGUCGAUAGAAGAACUGCAACACUGUACAAUCAUUUUACCUCAAAGAAUGAGGAGAACAGGUCAUAUGAAGGCAUACUCUACAAGAGAGGAGCUUUGCUGAAGGGCUGGAAGCCUCGUUGGUUUGUACUUGAUAUAACAAAGCAUCAGCUGAGAUACUACGAUUCAGGGGAAGAUACAAGCUGUAAGGGAUAUAUUGAUCUGGCCGAUGUGGAAACAGUCAUCCCUGCAGCCCCGACUAUAGGAGUGCCAAAGCAUGCCAACGAGAAGGCAUUUUUUGAUGUAAAAACCAGCAAGCGGGUAUAUAACUUCUGUGCUCAGGAUGCUCAAAGUGCCCAGCUGUGGAUGGACAAGAUACAGAGCUGCUUAUCCGACGCCUAAUAACAAGGAAACGCUAAAGAAAAGUCCAAGAGAAAAAGAUUGGGCACAUCAUCGCCUUUGUAAACUAAAUACCCCAUCAAUUACUGAGUUAUAUGGUUCGUACUUACCCACCCGAAGGCAUAUGGGGUAUACGCAGGAAUCAGCUAGAGAAUUGUCAGUGGCAGCACAGGGAGCCCUAUCAUGGCUUCCCAUAUGAGUAUUAUUGAUGUAAAAGCACACGGUGGCAGAAUCUGGAACCCUCCCACUUUAUUGCCACGGGAGAUGCAACUGAACUGGGCCGGUGACGUUCCCAUCUUACCUUUUCAGUUUCUGCCAGCUUGGCUUUACUGGGUUAUGAAAUCUAAAAUAUUUUGUGUUUACAUGAGAAAUUACAUUUUUCCCUUUAGAUAACGGAAUGAAUUACUGCAGGUAGCCUGGGUCUAGCGUAAGUGCAGGGAGUCAAAAUGGAAAAAAUUGGCUCGCUUAGAACUGGAAGAUUGCAAUGCUGGAACUGCCUCCCUUUAAAGCUAAGGAAGUGCCAAGUGCUCGGUUUAACGUAUGGUAGAGAAGGCUGGAAUCCAUUCCAUUACAGCCGGCCUCUCAUCCUAAAGUGUGGUGGAGAAUGCGGAUAGUUGGUAUAUGGUGGAGAAUGCGGAUAGCCGGCAUAUGGUGGAGAAUGCGGAUAGCCGGCAUAUGGUGGAGAAUGCGGAUAGCCGGCAUAUGGUGGAGAAUGUGGAUAGCCAUCAUAUGGUGGAGAAUGCGGAUAGCCGGUAUAUGGUGGAGAAUGCGGAUAGCCGGCAUAUGGUGGAGAAUGCGGAUAGCCGGUAUAUGGUGGAGAAUGCAAAUAGCCAGUAUAUGGUGGAGAAUGCAGAUAGCCAUCUUAUGGUGGAGAAUGCGGAUAGCCGGUAUAUGGUGAAUGCGGAUAGCCAUCAUAUGGUGGAGAAUGCGGAUAGCCGGCAUAUGGUGGAGAAUGCGGAUAGCCAUCAUAUGGUGGAGAAUGCGGAUAGCCGGUAUAUGGUGAAUGCGGAUAGCCAUCAUAUGGUGGAGAAUGCGGAUAGCCAUCAUAUGGUGGAGAAUGCGGAUAGCCGGUAUAUGGUGGAGAAUGCAGAUAGCCAUCAUAUGGUGGAGAAUGCGGAUAGCCGGCAUAUGGUGGAGAAUGCGGAUAGCCGGCAUAUGGUGGAGAAUGCGGACAUCCAUUCCAGUACAGCCGAGCUCUCAGCUUACCAUAUGGUGGAAUAUUGUGGACGUCCAUUCCAGUACAACCGGCCUUUCUACGUAGCCAUUGCACAUGCUUCCUCCUCAGUGUAAAUAAGGUAUAAAUGCACUACCCCUUACAGCAAGCACUUGCACUUAUUCCAAUGAUGUACCGCAACGUCAUCAAGAAGGAAAAAUAUGACGUGAAACAUUUGGGCAUGUUCAGGAAUUUGCAAAAAAUGAACCCACUAUGUACAUAGUUUGUUUCCAAUGUGAAGUGAUUCGACGAGUAAAAAAAAAUCUCUCGUCCUACAAAAACAGACGGCGCCCGCAAUCCCAAAGGGGGCGUGUCUUGGCCACAACCACUUCUGAUAUCCUCGACUGGAGUAUUUAGCUAGGGCUUUCGAUGUUCAUUAUGGUGACCUUAUAUUUCAAGGUUUGUACUGUAUAUAAAUAAUUUUUUGUAUUUUCAGAUGUUUCGGAGUCAAACUUGUAAUUUAAUAUAAACGUGAUCGGGGGUUAAAUUAACCAGACUGACCUUGUUACAUAUAAUCCCUUUCUUAAUCACCUUUUCUUAAAGCCACUGGGGGGUUUUUUUUUCUCCAAAAAGUGCCGAAAACUUGAAAUGAAUUUCCCUAUAGGACCAAAAGUUGUUUUUGUUUUUUUUUCCAAAAUGGCCUCCAACGUGAAUUUUUGUAACACUCAGUUUGUAACUGUAUCACAUUGAAAGAAAAACGCCCCUUUUUUGCACAUUUGUAUUUUUUUUUUGUAUAUGAAGUACCUUUUUACGUACUUUGUAAUAUACAGAAUCCCAUGGCUCAUUCGUUCACCCGCGGGGGGGGGGGAAAAUACGCAACGGUUUAUUUUUUAACUCGUUUUAACGGUUUUAUGUAUUUGUUAAUGAUGUGUCUGCUAACCACCUUGUAAUAAAUAUACCGCUGAGAGAAGUGCUGUAAAUAAAUAUACAGACUACA